This is a messenger RNA of Schistocerca gregaria, 882 nucleotides long. RefSeq names its product trimethylguanosine synthase-like. Gene Ontology annotation, molecular function: RNA cap trimethylguanosine synthase activity. Bases 1 to 882 code for a protein of 293 amino acids. The transcript has a single exon. Gene Ontology annotation, cellular component: nucleus. The record is from RefSeq and is a predicted model, not a curated record. Gene Ontology annotation, biological process: 7-methylguanosine cap hypermethylation; 7-methylguanosine RNA capping. NCBI's taxonomy places the organism in Eukaryota, Metazoa, Arthropoda, Insecta, Orthoptera, Acrididae.
AUGGAGAAGAUGGCGGAAGAAGGAGAGUCAGGAGAGAUCGAGGAUGAGUCGGACGGAGACAGUGGGUUGGAAUCGAUGGGGGUGGUGGGUGGUCGUAAGCGGCGGCGCAAGAUAGAUGCCGAAUUGAAGCAUUACUUGGGUCUUCGCAAGUACUGGGGUCAGAGGUUUCGGAUUUUUUCGAGGUUUAACGAAGGGGUGAAGUUGGACGCAGAGAGUUGGUACAGCGUGACGCCUGAGUUGGUUGCGAUUCACAUUGCGAGGCGGAUGAAUGAGGCGCUUUCGAACGGAAGGGCGACAGAAGGGGAGGGGUCGCCCGACGGGUACAGGCCGACGAUUAUAUUGGAUGGUUUUUGCGGUGCGGGGGGCAAUUUGAUACAGUUUUCUCUGCACUCACACGCGAGCAGUUUGGUGAUUGGGAUAGACAUUAGACCUGAGAAGGUGCAGAUGGCUCGGCACAACGCCGAGGUGUAUGGUGCGGAUGGCAAGGUGGAGUUUAUAAUUGGGGACUACCUUCGAAUAGCGCCGCGCUUGCGGGCGGUGAACGCGGUGUUUUUGUCUCCGCCCUGGGGGGGUCCGAGUUACAAGUUGAAGAAGCGGUUUUGCUUGGACCAGAUAGUUCCGGCGGGGGGUGCGGAAUUGAUUCGUUGCGCGCAGAGGGCGUCCGAGAACAUUGCGUUUUACCUGCCGAGGAACAUUGCGGUGGGCGACGUGAUAGAUUGUUCUCGAGUGGGCCAUCCGGUGGAGAUCGAGCGGAACAUACUGAACGGGAAGCUGAAGUCGAUGGUGGCCUAUUACGGGAGGCUAGUGAAGCUGGGUGGGAGCCCGGUCAGCAUCGUGAGGCGGGGCGGGGCAUCUCGAGCGAGGCUGAGUGAUGGUGAAUGA